Messenger RNA from Cooperia oncophora, 1002 nucleotides. The record is from the annotation of a GenBank genome assembly. NCBI's taxonomy places the organism in Eukaryota, Metazoa, Nematoda, Chromadorea, Rhabditida, Trichostrongylidae.
GACUUCCUAACCGCUUGCGGCUUCCCAUGGAUAGAAGCGCCGGGAGAAGCAGAAGCUCAGUGCGUGGAGUUAGAGAGAUUGGGUUUGGUACAGGGUGUGAUCUCGGACGACAGCGACGUUUGGGCGUUUGGAGUGCGGAACGUUUAUCGUCAUCUUUUUUCAAAGAACAAAAAUGUCCAGCAUUACGAUUCACGAGUUGUCCGUCAAUCACUGGGUAUCACUCUUCAUAAAUACUGUCUCUCGCAAGCAGAAUUCGUCGGAAUAGCUGUUCUUUCUGGAGGUGACUAUUCACCCGGUUUGGCAGGAAUUGGAAUAGUGAAUGCGGUAGAACUUUUAUCCGAAUUCGCAGUGACAAGAUCCACUGAAGUAGACCAGUCAGAGAAGGAGACGAUGUUGACCCUGAGAAACGUUGACAAUUGGAUGGCUACAUUUGAUCCGAAUGAGGAUCCACCAGAACCCAUAGCUCUACGACGUAAACUUCGCGCCGCUAUCAAGAAAAACAACGACAUGGAUAGAAUCAAAUCGAUCGUCAAUGCAGAAAUCGUCGCAGCCUAUUUUCGGCCAAAUGUGGACAAAUCUCGCGAGAAAUUUCGCUGGAAAAAGGUCGAUAUUGAACGAGUACGAAUUCUACUCUAUUCCAAGCUUGGAUGGGAUGAUGAAAAGUGUGAUAAGCAAACGUUAAUUCCAUUACAACGGUGGAAUGAGUUCAUUACUGGAGCGACAUCGUAUCAGCGGCACAUCACCUCAUUCGCGCACAAACUGCAACAGUCUCCGGCUGAGCAGAAAACAGCGUUAACCAAGAGGGUCGAAACUGCUCUUGCUAACCUGGCGAAACGAACAGGAUCAUCAUCAAAGCUUUGUUCCGUUUCAUCAAUACCAUGCGAGAAAAAAGUCCCGAAAAGGAAAACUCGACCAGUGAGGAAACGCGCUAGAAAGACAGCAGAUAAAAACCCUCCCCAAGAUUUGCAGCUCUCUGAAGAAUCCGACUCUGAUGAUGGAUGA